This is a messenger RNA of Talaromyces rugulosus, 2082 nucleotides long. RefSeq lists its product as uncharacterized. Gene Ontology annotation, biological process: DNA recombination; DNA integration. The record is from RefSeq and is a predicted model, not a curated record. Lineage: Eukaryota; Fungi; Ascomycota; Eurotiomycetes; Eurotiales; Trichocomaceae. Gene Ontology annotation, molecular function: RNA binding; protein binding; DNA binding. The transcript has 5 exons. The coding region runs from base 1 to 2082 and encodes 693 amino acids.
AUGGGUCGUCGAAAGGCUCUUUGCACUAUUCCAUUGCAAUCUGGAGGUUCUUACGAAAGUCUGUCUUCGAUCGACAUUUGCACAAAAGACUUUCUACAGCAAAAGUAUGACCAGUCUUUGUCGGAGCCUCAUCAGACAACACUUUACGCCGACACCACCAUUGGACACAUUAACCGAAUAGAGACCCUGUUUACUGAAUACUGUGACAUCCUCCAGUUGGACCCUCGCGAGACGCUGAGACAAUGCGAAAUCGCUCGGCUUGAAAACUUCCUUCAUUGGAUGCUGAAGGUCUAUAACAUCAAGAAAACCAGUGCAGUGACAACGUACUGGCGGCAAUUGAGUCAACUGCAUAUUACAUGGUGGCAUUUUCGCAUCGAGCCGAUGAUUAUGAAACAAGUUUUUGUGUUUAUUCAAGGCACUCUCACCAAAGAAUACAAUCUUGACUCCAGCGAACGAGAGCCUCAGCUGUUGGAGGCGGAAGACUUUGUGCAGGUGAUCCAGUAUCUCUGGGCCUCCGACAUUAAUGUCUUUCCCAACGAGCGACAACGAGUGCAGGUCGCGGCAAUUCUUCUCUUGGCUGCGUUCACCGGCUCGCGGCCAGGUGCAUUGCUUCAAAUCACGUAUCGUGACCUUCGCCUGUACGUGGAGAAGAAUCGCAAAACCAAGAAGCACGAGCUGAAGUUGGGGGUGAAGCUGACCAAAACAAAGUCUGGUAAGAAGCGACAGCGACCAAAAACGUACACGUUUAAUCUCGAUGACAAUCCGGUUUUUUGUAUCGUCAGUCACAUCAGCAGCCUCGCCUUUGACGACGGGGCUUUCUGGGUACCCGAACUGGUCAGUGCUGAUGAGUUGUAUUCCCUCCGAGCCAGAAAUGGCUGGAAUCAGACCAUCCCGUGGAACAGAGAUAUGCUGGACGUGCCCAUCUUUCGACGAGCGAUCAAAACACCGCACGGUAUGCGCACCUCAUCUCGUCUCGGUCUCACAUACCGACAGUAUCAUGGAUGGGUGGUGCGGCUUGGUGAAGCCCUUGACUUUACGGAUACCUUGACAACCUACUCUCUACGGCAAAACCUUGGGAAUGUCAUAAAUGAUGACCCCAACUCGAACGCGGCGGUUCGCAACUUGGUGAUGGACCACACCAUGGGAUCAGGGAUCUUUGAACGGAAUUAUCUUUCUCGACGAAUACGAUAUAGCACGCAGGACGCUUUCUGGGGGCGCGAAACGGACCAUGAGUCCGCGAAAGCAGCCAGUCGCAUCCAGCGAUUCCGGGACCCGAAUCGCCCGAGAAAAUUAACCUUGGAACAGAAACAAGAGGUCCGUCACAGUCGCCAGGUGUUGGAGUUGACCUCUAUUCGGGAUAGACUUUGUAUGCAGAUCGAGGAGACGUUUGGCGUCGUCAAGAUGGCGGAAGGAGAGCCGAUCCAUCGAGACUACCAGGCUGUGCGACGACAGCUCGACAGUACCAUCCGAGCCACAGAACGAGCGUUGCUCAAGCGGGCUCAGGAAGACUAUGAUACCGUUGCUCCCGUGCUAGCUAUUCAGCGACAAUUAAAUGGCGAGAUCACAGACGAUGAAGAUGAUAGUUUAGAAAUUGAGAUGACCGAGAUCCGACUGGCCGAACGACGCCAGAUUGCGGAGGUUGCACUGCGUGACCCAUCCACGUUUAUGAACCGCAAAGGCUUCGGCUUGCAUGUUGAGUUUGUGGUCAAUAUGACUGCGUUGUGUAGACGAAGAGAGCGACCACGGCUCCGAAAGCAUCAGCCGCAGAAGGAAUCACCCAGCAAGGUUGCAGAUGGUCCAACCCGCUCUAUCAAACUAGAACCAGAAAUCAAGCGUGAUCAGCCACUAACGUGUGGGAAAUUUCAAUGCCUCUUCUGUUUGGCAGAAGGUCUUCCCCUAGAGGACUGUCAAUACAAAAGGAAAUACACUCUUCAGAAACAUGUGGAUCGAUGGCAUCUCCGGGGCUAUGGCUCGGGUGACUUAAUUCCAUGCCCUGAUACUCGCAUGUGCUCCAAGAUCGUUAUUAACGGGAAGAUGGCGUUCAAAGUGCAUUCUGCAAAAGUGCAUGGUUUCAUUUUAUAG